AUGCAGGACCUCCCUGCCCACCCUGGUCUAAAAUGGGCCGGCGUGAGGGCAGCCAUGAUCCUCGAGCGCACCAUCGACUUGAUUGCAGAGCUUGCUCGCCGACCAGGGGAAGAAACUCUCAGGUGCUUUAUCCUCGAAAAUGUAGAUGGCAUCAAGAUGACUGAUGCUUAUGGAUGCCGAGGGAUUGAUGAGAUCACAAGGCAGCAGAUGGCACGGUGA
Symbiodinium natans is the source of this 219-nucleotide messenger RNA. The record is from the annotation of a GenBank genome assembly. Lineage: Eukaryota; Dinophyceae; Suessiales; Symbiodiniaceae.